Molecule: messenger RNA, 3418 nt
Organism: Salmo salar (Atlantic salmon)
Lineage: Eukaryota; Metazoa; Chordata; Actinopteri; Salmoniformes; Salmonidae
Product: adhesion G-protein coupled receptor G5
Biological process (GO): cell surface receptor signaling pathway; adenylate cyclase-activating G protein-coupled receptor signaling pathway
Cellular component (GO): plasma membrane
Molecular function (GO): G protein-coupled receptor activity
Source: RefSeq, a predicted model, not a curated record
AAGAAGUUGAAGUCGGCUGCAGCUGUCCAACACUCGCGCAAAUCUAGCACGGGUGUCCCCGAAGCCUGUUUUGAAUCGCGGAGCCUCUUGUGAUUAUUUAAUAUGAUGGUUCUCUUCCCGUUAAAAUCCAGAUUUUUCUUCCAGUUUUCCUGGACUCUGUCCACUCUGUUCUGUUCCUCUCCCGGGUUUAUGGAGCGGGGCAACUCGAAGCUGGACUGGCUGCUUCAUCAGUGACUCUGUACCUUGUGCGUCGCCGUCAAAGUCGUUCCUCCAGCUAUCAAAUCAAAUGCCUCAGGAAGGGACUAGCAGCAGCGGGGCAGAGCACUCAUGGUUGUCAACAACAAGCCAGUAGCAGAGGAAAUGUGUGCCAACGGCUGGGAAGAGACAGCUGGGGACAGACAUAUCUGUAGGGUCAAUGGAGCAGUCCCCUCCAAAGGAAGGGGAUACAUACCUCAGUAAGCAGCCUAAUACCUCCUCUCCAUGAGUAACGGUGCUUUCCAACAAAGGAGGCACAAUCUGAUCAGAUGUAACCUGUGCCGUUGGAAGGUAGUAUCCAUGAGUGAUGGCUCGGCAUCAUCGGCGUUGGCUGUCUUGUGUCACAGGUAAACAUGUUAUUCAUUGGAGAGGUUUUUGCCGGUUGGUUAGCAGUGUAAAAUGAAGACUCUGCGGUUGUGAUGGUGUUGAUGGCGAUGAUCAAAUUCAUCGUCAUAGAAUGAUUUAUUUUCGUCCGCUCCUAAAGUGAGCAUUCACACUUACAAUUCAGCCAAACGCCUUUUGCAAUGACCAAUGCGAGCCAGAACGCAUUACAGGAUUUUGUAUUGAGCCUCGAUAAAGUGAAAGGGCAGGGGAAAGGGUAUUUUUCUUGGAAAACAUCAUAUCUCUCCAGUGGUUUAGUCCUCUAAUCACUCUAACUAAUUUCCCCUUUGUUUAAGUUUGUUUGGCAUUUCCCGUGCCUCGUAGACAACAUGACAGUGAUGACACGAUGUCAAUGCACAGGUAACUGUACAGCAAGGGUAUAAGUUGAAACAACAGAGUCAAACUGUGAAAUACAGUAUCUGUCAUAUACUGCAUGUACAUCCUCUGUAAUUCUAUUUGCACACACAUUACUUCCUUAGAAUGCAUAUAACCGCUCUGACCUCCUCUGCACCUCUUUGAGUUCUGUCGUUAGGACCCAAGUUCUGUUCUAAUAAUAUUUAAAGAAAAUUUACCCUGAACCUUGACUUCCCAGGUUGAUAGGUAAGUUCUACUUUGACUUUGAGACAUAUUGUUAUUACUACAUCCAAAUAUGUAUUUCUACAAUAAUCGUAAUUGUAUUAAUUGUAAUCAAUUUCAGCAUAUCCAACCAGUAUUCAGUGGUGACAGACACGUGAGUGGAUGGGUUCUUUGCAAAAUUAUAGCAACAUUUCCUCUUUACUAGGUCACAAGAAAUAUGCGUAGGCAAUGAGAUUGAAUUUGGUUUUAUUAAAAUGAGUGUUUCUGAUGUUGAAGGUCAACAAACAUGUUGUGACUGAGCAUUUACACUGGAUUAUAGGUCCUUAAAACACUGGCUACUCUAUUGGCGCAAUACAGAGACAGUGUGAAGUUGAGUUAGAAUAUUUGGGGAUUGCAACACCUGGACGAUUGAUUCAACGAUUAUGUGAUAUCAGAUAAAUAGAAUAAUGGAGUAAGGGAUGUCUUUCCACCUCGUGUUUGACUUUUACCCAAUUAGGAUGAAGUCCAGGUUGUUUGACCUCAUAGUUCUGCUCACAGGAGGUCUCUCUAUGAACGAAGGAAACAAAUAUUCGUGCUCCAACUACACUGAAGUUCUAUCUGGCGUUCCGUCUGUAGUCGAUGUGGAUGGUGCAAGAUGCUGGAUGGAAGUUGUCAAUGAGCAGCUUAAGACGGAGAACUUCAGCAAUAUCGUUAAAUCUGUGGAGAAACUAGAACGGGUUCUUGAAAACACAGCUUUGAAUGAGACAACUUCAAUUAUUGUUGAGAGGCUUGUGGCCCACAUAUUCAGGGCCGAGGUCAACUUUACCGGGCUUAAUAUAUCUGCCAGCCAAGAUAGGGUAACAUCAGACAGUGACUAUGUGGCCAACAUUACCGUCAAGGUCCACCUGCCCAAAGAGCUCUUGAAAACCAACGAGAACAAUACCAUUGUCUUCUGCAUGAUUACCUCACCUGAAAAAUAUGGGCCAUUGGGGAUUCUUGAUGGCCGAAUAGUAGGUCUGUCUGUAAGCAAGAAGACAGUGUUGGGUCUGCAGGACAAGGUCAACUUCUCCAUGCCUCUACAGCGCCCCACAUUGGAAAGUCAAGCUGACAAACAACCAUCUUGUCAAUUCUUCAAUUUUUCAACCAGAGAGUUCUACCAGGAUGGCUGCACCACAGAGUGGAAGAGAGACGAGGGCCGUGUGAUUUGCUCAUGUGACCACCUCACAUACUUUGCUGUGCUGAUGGUGUCUCCCUCCAUCUCUGAAAGCGACCAGGAGAUCCUAAGCUACAUCACUCUGAUUGGCUGCAGUCUGUCUCUGUUCUUCCUGGUGGUCACAAUCGUUCUGUACGCCACUCAAAGAGGUACAGGCACAGACAUCUCCCUGAAGGUGCAUAUCAACCUGUCUGUGGCCCUGAUCCUCCUCAACCUGCACUUCCUGCCCAGCCAGCAGGUAGCAGCAUUAUCCUCCUCUGGGCCAUGUAUCUAUGUUGCUGUCCUUCUGCAUUACUCUCUACUGGCCACCUUCACAUGGACAGCAAUCGAAGGCUUCCACCUUUACCUGUUGCUGGUCCGUGUCUUCAACAUCUAUGUCAGGAGAUACCUGCUCAAACUGAGCCUGGUAGGAUGGGGAUUCCCUGCUGUCAUUGUCAUCGUGAUUGCUAUCAUUGACAAAGACACAUACAGCCGUGUGACUCUUCAUCCGACUAAGACCAAUGGCACAGCUGUGGAGAUGUGUUACCUCUCUAAUGAUGUGAUGAAGCUGGUGACCACGGUGGGUCUGUUUGGCCUGGUGUUUGUGUUUAACCUCGCUAUGUUGGUUGUGACUAUGAGGCGCCUCAAGUCUCUGCGCACUGAGCAGACGUCAAGGGAGAAGGGUAGGGCCAGGAGGGACACCUGCACUGUGCUGGGCAUCACCUGUCUGCUGGGCAUCACCUGGGGCAUCAUCUUCUUCUCCUUCGGCCAGCUUACCACACCUGGCCUCUACCUUUUCUGUGUCCUCAACUCUCUACAAGGUUUUUUCAUCUUCCUCUGGUUUUGGGUGUUCAAACGGAAGACUGAGGACAGGCAACCUGGCAGUGACACUCACAGUACCAAUACCGGAUCUGCCUGAGGACAAAAGUCUGUUGUCAACCAAUCCAGCACUGUUGUUAUCAAUGUUCAUUUCAAACUUUAUUGAGAUUUUUUUCUUUUGAGAAUACACCAGGUUCCUCUAAACUGUAGACCUUC